This is a messenger RNA of Lizanozyma spartinae, 342 nucleotides long. RefSeq lists its product as uncharacterized. The coding region runs from base 1 to 342 and encodes 113 amino acids. The transcript has a single exon. Lineage: Eukaryota; Fungi; Ascomycota; Pichiomycetes; Serinales; Debaryomycetaceae. The record is from RefSeq and is a predicted model, not a curated record.
AUGAAUAACUACGAGGACAGUAUUUUUUCAUCUAAAAACGCCGUCUAUUGGAAACUCUGUUGGCCGUCCAGCAGUCCGUAUCGGUUUCGAAUUUCUCAUGAGUUUAUGGAUGAUGAUCUUGCACUUUAUCUUGUGAUCGAGUAUCAAUUUGAAGGCGUCCCCAAUAAAGCAGGAACAAAUGAUUUAGAUAGUGAUCUUGAAUUCUUCCUCUAUGCAAGCUCAUUGCUAAAGGUGUUGCCAAUACCCAUUGAGUUGUAUACAACUAUAGCAUAUUUAGUUGAUGUGGGGAUUAUCUUGUAUUGUAUAGUUCCCUGGAUUGUAAAGGGCUAUUUCAGUGUUUAA